AUGUAUCAUACUGUAGAUGACCUUGCAUUGUCUCCCUUGGACUCUGGGGCACAGAAUAGGAGGAGUAGCUUUUCCUCUCGUCCUCUGACCCCUUCGGUCUUCCGACCCCGCUCUUCGCCUCCGGCCUCUAACCACGAGAUCGCCGCCGGUCUCCACUACCGCCUCCUCACCCCCGCCUCCUCCCCCAUCUGCUCCGCCUGCGCGAACGAGUCCGACCUCGGGCACGACCAAGUCUGCCGCUUGUGCGAGACUUGGUCAAUCCGCCGACACGACUCGAUCAACCGAGUCUUCCAAUCUUACCUCUCCCGUGUCGCCGGCGCCGUCGUCUCGCUCGAACCAUCUACUCAAGAAGGGCGAAGGAGGAACGACCUCAGGGUUCGAGGAGGAGGAGGAGGUGCGCUUCGGAACGCCGACUAUGACUUGAAGGUCUACGGUCUCGAGGACAAGCACAUGUACGUGGUGGACGGUAGAGGGAAGCCGAGAGAGAUGGAGUGGUUGGACUGGGUGCAGGGACGGAUCGUGGCGUGGUUGAGCAAGAGGGACGCGGAGGUUGUCAGCAAGGCGCCGAGGAUCUGUUCCGCCCCCUUGUUCUUUCGGCGGGAGGGUUGA
Molecule: messenger RNA, 609 nt
Organism: Cryptococcus wingfieldii CBS 7118
Lineage: Eukaryota; Fungi; Basidiomycota; Tremellomycetes; Tremellales; Cryptococcaceae
Exons: 1
Coding region: 1-609 (202 amino acids)
Source: RefSeq, a predicted model, not a curated record